This is a messenger RNA of Metarhizium acridum CQMa 102, 1608 nucleotides long. The record is from RefSeq and is a predicted model, not a curated record. Lineage: Eukaryota; Fungi; Ascomycota; Sordariomycetes; Hypocreales; Clavicipitaceae.
AUGGUUGUUCUCAAGGCAGAGUCGGAAUGGGGCCAUGCGCCGCCUCCCCAGACACCAUAUAGCAUCAUCAGCAACAUACCCGGAUGGGACAUGUUGAAGGGCGUCCGUGACGGGGAUAUGGCUCCAUUAGCCAGAGUCGUACACAUUUAUCCUCGAUUGUCGCCGACUCACCAUGUCCGCACACUUGCAGGAGGCGUUGCAAAGGGAGUCGGCCUCGAGGGCAAAGGAUGCAUGGUAUACCUUGACCCCGUCAUGUGGAAAUACACAGCCAGCCAUGUUUCGCACCAGCAGCGCCAGCAAUUUGCCAUCUCCCCGGACAAGUUGACCUUCAAGGUCGUCGAUGUGGCCGGUCAUCGCCUCUAUGCUGUGCUGUUUGAGCCAGAGCACGUCAAGGCGCUGAUGCUCAGCUGGGGCACUCCGGGCAUCGGAAUCUCCAUCAGAGGAGCCGAGCAACUUCUGGACAAGAUUGACACCUUGACUGAGGUGCCAUUUGAGAGUCCAGAUGCUCCCCCCGAGCCGACCUGGACGCCAGAGGGCCCCUCACACGAGCCGCUGAAACGGCGCAUCGUGGAGCUGCUCCAACAUGGCGCAAUCGAUCCGGACAAGGUCAAGUGUCAGCCCAAGGACGAUUACCGCCCUGGCUUCGUCAAUGUCGAGCUGGGUAUCGUAUUCCACAAUACUCAUGAGCUCCUACACGAGGAAAGCCCCGGGGGUUGGAAGCAUGCCCCCAAAGUUGACAAGGAGGGUAUCGAUGACUUGGAAGCAUGGCUUGAGAGCCAAAAGAGCAAAGGAAGCGGUGCGACGUUUGUAAUUGUCGAGUAUCCAGGCAAUCCAACCCUUGACACCCCCGAUUUGCCUCGUCUAAAGCAACUUGCUGAAAAGUAUGGCUUUGUCUUCAUCGUGGACGACACCCUGAGCUCCUUUGGCAACGUUGAUGUCCUCGCGCAGAGCGACAUACUCCUCACUUCUCUCACCAAGUCCUUCAGUGGCAAGUCCGACGUCCUCGGCGGAUCUAUUGUGCUCAAUCCUCUCUCACCUCACUACGCUGAGUUAUCUAAGCGAUUCACCGAGUCUCACCACAAUCAGCUUUUCGCGGCGGAUGCCGAGGUGCUCCUGUCCAACUCUGAAGAUUACUUUGAGCGGACGUCACGUCUCAAUGAUAAAGCCCGUAUCAUGGCCGAAUUUCUUCACAAAAGCAUCGGCCAACCUGACUCGCCGGUUGUCAACGUCCAGUACCCAAGUCUACUACCGAGCAAGGUCAACUACGACGCCUUCAAGCGCCGUAGUACAGCAGAGCUUCCGAACCCGGGAUACGGAUGUCUCUUGACAGUAGAAUUUGACAGCGUCGAGACGGCCAGGGCAUUCUAUGAUCGCUGCGGUUUCUAUCCCUCUCCCCAUCUUGGUGGGCAUGUCACAAUCAUGCUUGCCUAUAACAUGUUUAUGUUUGGCAAGGAUAAGGAUGAGGCUGCGGCGUUGCGGCCAUGCGGCGUCAAGGAGGAGAGUGUUCGGAUAUCAGCAGGCUUGGAAGAUACCCAAGACUUGUUGGAUACGCUUCAGGACGCUCUCAAUGUAGCUAUAGAGGCGAAGAAGGGAAGCAAGACUCAGUAG